GCCUGCGAGUGCUCAACAGCUUCCCAAGUGGGGCGGACUGCAUGCUGCUUGGCCAGGUCCUGUUGAAGAAACGAGCCAAUCAUACUGCAUCGGAGAUCAGAAAGCCACCAGCCCCUCCAAGUCAACUCCCGCUAAACCACCACUGUUCCGGUAUCUCAGUGGGUUGUCUCUGUCGCUAACGGUUAAAGGCCACUAAGCCAGUCAAAAUCUUGCUAACCCCAAGCACGUGACCGCACAAACCUGCCCAGCGAAAAUUGCCUCGAACAGUACCGAACUUUUUUUUUUUCCACGAUCGAGCCUAUUCCCUUCUCUUCGACCAUCACGACAUUACUAACCCGACCACCCACCGACCAUCAGCAGCCCAAUAUCGAGCAAGAUGGCAAAGGAAGCGCCCGUCCGCUCCGGUCUCUCCGUUGGUCUUAACCACGGCCACAAGACCACCCCCCGCGUCGUCAAGCCCCGCGUCUCCCGCACCAAGGGUCACCUGAGCAAGCGCACCUCUUUCGUCCGUGACGUCGUCAAGGAAGUUGCUGGCCUUGCUCCCUACGAGCGCCGUGUUAUUGAGUUGCUCCGCAACUCCAAGGACAAGCGUGCCCGCAAGCUCGCCAAGAAGAGGCUCGGCACCUUCGGCCGCGCCAAGAGAAAGGUCGAGGAGAUGACCCGCGUCAUCGCCGAGUCCCGCCGUGUCGGUCACUAAACAGAUCGGUUUCAACGUACGGGUGUACUGGCAAAUAUUGGGUUGGGCAUAAGGGUUCAAAGGCGUGGUCACAAAAGUUGUCUUUUUAUGGACUCCCCUUACGGUUUCUGAUAUGCUGCAUCGCGGAAUAGUUGCAGCUCACGACAACAAAUACCAAAAUUUUAAGCACACCCAUUGU
Messenger RNA from Colletotrichum navitas, 875 nucleotides. RefSeq names its product ribosomal protein L36e. The transcript has 3 exons. Gene Ontology annotation, molecular function: structural constituent of ribosome. Gene Ontology annotation, cellular component: ribosome; cytosolic large ribosomal subunit. Bases 377 to 697 code for a protein of 106 amino acids. The record is from RefSeq and is a predicted model, not a curated record. Gene Ontology annotation, biological process: cytoplasmic translation. NCBI's taxonomy places the organism in Eukaryota, Fungi, Ascomycota, Sordariomycetes, Glomerellales, Glomerellaceae.